Molecule: messenger RNA, 1669 nt
Organism: Colletotrichum destructivum
Lineage: Eukaryota; Fungi; Ascomycota; Sordariomycetes; Glomerellales; Glomerellaceae
Product: Putative PSME3-interacting protein
Exons: 2
Coding region: 375-1205 (276 amino acids)
Cellular component (GO): nucleus
Source: RefSeq, a predicted model, not a curated record
CCUCAAUGCAACACCAGUCGGCAGAUCUCACCCACACACCUUGUUCACCGAGCAGUUGGGGAUUAGUAAACGGCAUUUCAUCCUUCUAGUUUGCGAUUAAUACCGCAACAGGUGACAGACCUUCGCAACCGGCGAGUGAGAGAGAGAGAGUGUGUGUGUGUGUUUGUGUGUGUAAGAGAGAGAGGACACGCGUCUUAGCGUACCGCUUCCAUAUUCACCAGCAGACGCCCAACGCUCGAAUCUCAUCCCACCUAUUCAGCGGCAGGGAGAAGGAGAGAAGAAAGCAGGGAGGGGGAACAGUGUGCAAAAGAGCGAAAGGGGGGAGCAGAUACACCGAAAAAGCAACCGCAGGCUGAAGCGAGGUUGUUGGAUUGAUGUCGCGCUUCGUGUCGGCGGGCGCGAUCAACGCCGAGACGGGCGAGGCCGUCGUCGCUGAGGAGACAAAGAAGGGAGACGAUGGUGCCGGUGGCGCUGCUGCUGCCGCUUCUGCCGUCGAGCCGCGAAAGAACGCCGAGUGGGAGAUUGUGCAGAGGGAGCUCGAGGCGGAGAGGAAGAGGAGGGAGGAGGCGCGGCUCAAGAGCGUCGAGGGCGGCGAGAGGAGUCUGUACGACGUUUUGCAGGCGAACAAGGCCGCGAAACAGGCCGCGUUCGAGGAGGCCAACAAAAUCAAGAACCAGUUCCGGGCGCUCGACGACGACGAGAUCGACUUCCUCGACGAGGUGCGCGCGGCGAAGCGGGCGGAGGAGGAGAGGGUGAGGCGGGAGACGGAGGAGGGGCUCGCUGCGUUCCGGAGGGCGCAGGGCGGCGGCGUGAACCUGAAGAGGCCUGGCGGGGGGGAUGUCUGGGACGGGGACGGAGGUCAGGGCGGGACCGGCGCUUCUGCUGUUGCGGCGGCGGCUGUCGAUGCGGAGGCGGGAGGAGAGGGAGACGGUGUAGGAGGGGAGGAGGAGUGGGCUGUUGGGCCGAGGAAGCGGAGGAGGAGGGAGAGGGAGAGGGGGUUUGGGGUGAAGAGGGGACGAUCUGGGGAUGGAGUGGAGGGGGGGAACACGACGACGACGACGACAGAGGAGAAGGGGGCGGAUGGGGAGAAGGCCCAGAGCAGCGGUGAGGAGAAGAGUGGCGCCGUCAAGGCCAAACCGUCGCCGCCGCCGACGAAGGGCAAGUUGAGUCUCGUGGCGUAUGGCUCCGACUCAGACGACGACUGAGGCAUCGGACCGAGGAGGUUCGUCCCUGGAGACGGCCCGGAAGGGAUGGCGAUUCUGCAUGAAGAGCCGGCUGAGCGAGACACCCACGCAGCAGAUUGACGUCUCUCGGACGGAUAAAAGUGAACAGCCAGGAUGCAAAAAAAAAACAAAAAACCCAAGAGGAGUGUGACAGUAAUAUUCGUAACAAGCUGAGGCCGAGUGAACCUUUUUCCCGGCCCCAACAGACCUGGUCUAUGAUGGGCUCCCCAGGUCUCGCGUGCCCCCCCUGUCCAUUUGCGGCAGCACACGAGCUUACUAGGAGCUAGAAUUACAAUAUGUUUUCAAAAACCCGCCGCGUCUUCAUGCGGCCGGGGUAUAGUUGUACAAUCCCUUCUCGCCUCUCUCUGUCGCUCUCUCUCUCUCCCCCACUCUGUGCCUCUCUAUGGCCCCCCCCCCCCCCCCUCUCACCCUCGUUUUUUCCCUCC